AUGUCUGUACGAAUGGCAAACGAACGUGUAAAAGUUGGAGGGUUAUAUAUUUCUAAAGUUUUAUUCAAUUUUGUCAAUCAAGAAGUUGUACCAGGUACAAAUAUAAAUACUUUCUCAUUUUGGACGGGUGUUCAAGCAAUUAUUAAUGAAUUUGCACCUGCUAAUCGUGCUCUUCUGCAAAAACGAGACGAUCUUCAAGCUAAAAUUGAUGAAUGGCAUCGAACAUAUAAAGGAAAACAUAAUGAUAUUGCUGCUUAUAAAUCAUUCUUAUUUCAAAUUGGUUAUUUAUGUCCACGAAAUGAUGCUGAUAAUUUUCAAAUAAGUACAAAUAAUGUAGAUGAUGAAAUUGCAAAACAAGCUGGUCCACAAUUAGUAGUUCCAUUAAUGAAUGCUCGAUUUACAUUGAAUGCAGCAAAUGCUCGAUGGGGUUCACUUUAUGAUGCUUUAUAUGGAACAGAUGCUAUAUCGGAAAAUGAUGGGUGUGAAAAAACAAAUAAAUAUAAUAAAAAACGAGGUGAUAAAGUCAUUGCAUUUACACGUAAGUUUCUAGAUGAAACUGUUCCAUUAUCAAAUGGUUUAUCACAUAGUAAUGCUAAGAAAUAUAGUAUAGAAAAUGGAGAAUUAAAAGUUAUUUUAUUGGAUGGUACUAUUGGUAAAUUACAAUCUCCUACUCAAUUUCUUGGUUAUCAAGGUAAUGCUGAUAUGCCUACAGCUAUUCUUCUUGUACAUCAUGGUCUUCAUAUUGAAAUUCAAAUUGAUCCACCAAAAAGUCGAAAUGAUCCUGCUGGAAUCAAAGAUGUAAUCGUUGAAUCAGCAUUAACAACUAUUGUUGAUUGUGAAGAUUCAGUAGCAGCAGUUGAUGCGAAUGAUAAAGUAGAAAUAUAUCGAAAUUGGCUUGGGCUAAUGAAAGGUACUUUAGAAGCUCAAUUUAGCAAAGGUAAAGAAACAGUAACACGAAAAUUAAAUCCUGAUCGUACAUAUAUUUCUAAAACUGGUACGAAUUUAACAUUACCUGGUCGAUCACUUCUUUUUAUUCGUCAUGUUGGUCAUUUAUUAUAUACUGAUGCUAUACUUGAUAUAAAUAAAAAGGAAAUUCCUGAAGGUAUUCUUGAUGUUGUGAUUACAACUUUAAUUGCUUUACAUGAUAUCAAGAAAACAUCAACAGAAGAUAUAAAAAAUAGUCGUACUGGUUCUAUUUAUAUUGUUAAACCAAAACAACAUGGUCCAGAAGAAGUUGCUUUUACAUCACGUCUUUUCUCACGUGUAGAAGAUAUUCUUAAAUUACCACGAAAUACACUUAAAAUGGGUGUUAUGGAUGAAGAACGUCGAACAACAGUUAAUCUUAGUGCAUGUAUUCGUGAAGCAAAAGAUCGACUUGUUUUUAUUAAUACAGGAUUUCUUGAUCGAACUGGUGAUGAUAUUCAUACAUCGAUGGAAGCAGGUCCUGUUGUACGUAAAGCACAAAUAAAAGAAGCUAAAUGGUUAACAGCUUAUGAAAAAAAUAAUGUUGAAAUUGGUUUAAAACAUGGUUUAACAGGAAAAGCUCAAAUUGGUAAAGGAAUGUGGGCAAUGCCUGAUAUGAUGACAGCAAUGAUUCAACAGAAAAUUGCUCAUCCGAAAGCAGGAGCAACUUGUGCUUGGGUACCAUCACCAACUGCAGCUACUCUUCAUGCUUUACAUUAUCAUCAAGUAGAUGUUUUUGCUCGUCAAAAUGAUAUAGCUGCUGCUUCUUCUUCAACUUCUUCAUCAAAUGAUUAUUUAGAUGAUUUACUUACAAUUCCUAUUCUUAAUACGAUUCCUUCAACAGAAGAUAUUCAACGUGAAUUAGAUAAUAAUGCACAAAGUAUACUUGGUUAUGUUGUUCGUUGGAUUGAUCAAGGUAUUGGUUGUUCAAAAGUACUUGAUAUUGAUAAUAUUGGAUUGAUGGAAGAUCGAGCAACAUUACGUAUUUCAAGUCAAUUAAUUGCAAAUUGGUUACGACAUAAACUUGUUACCAAACAACAAAUAAUACAAACAUUUCAACGAAUGGCACAGGUAGUUGAUAAACAAAAUGUUGAUAGUCCAGAUUAUCGUCCGAUGGCAUUGGAUUUUGAUCAUAAUAUAGCUUUUCAAGCAGCACUUGAACUUGUACUUGAUGGAGAUAAACAACCAAAUGGAUAUACGGAACCUAUUCUUCAUCGUCGACGACGUGAAUUCAAAGCUCAACAACAACAGAAACCAACAUUGCCACUUAUUAGUUCUCUUUAA
Adineta steineri is the source of this 2247-nucleotide messenger RNA. The record is from the annotation of a GenBank genome assembly. NCBI's taxonomy places the organism in Eukaryota, Metazoa, Rotifera, Eurotatoria, Adinetida, Adinetidae.